CUCAGCUCUCUCAACAUCGCCCUUAACCCUGCAUUUCUCGCCAACGCUCCCCAAGUCUAGCGGACACGUCCCCUCUCGUUCGUAUUCCCCGAGUCUGGCCCAGGAAUUGCUUAUUUUGAGCGGCCAUAGACAACAAUGUCGCACAGCCACUCACAUGAUGGCGCGCCGCACUCGCAUGGAGGAGGGGACCACGGCCACACGCACGAGAUCCUCGAUGGCCCGGGGAGCUUCUUGGGGAGGGAAAUGCCGAUUAUUGAGGGGAGGAAUUGGGAGGAAAGGGCGUUUACUGUAGGGAUUGGAGGUCCCGUCGGUUCCGGCAAAACAGCGCUCAUGCUUGCUCUAUGCAAGGCUCUCAGGACACGGUUUUCCAUUGCCGCUGUCACAAACGACAUUUUCACGCGUGAAGACUGUGAGUUCUUGACUAAGAACAAUGCUCUACCUGCCGAACGCAUCGUAGCCGUCGAAACCGGUGGCUGUCCCCACGCUGCCGUCCGCGAAGACAUUUCCACAAACCUCCUCACUCUAAUCCAGCUCCAUUCUCAAUUUGCCACAGACCUCCUACUUAUUGAAUCCGGCGGCGACAACCUCGCAGCAAAUUACUCACGCGAACUCGCUGACUUCAUAAUCUACGUCAUCGACGUAUCUGGCGGUGACAAGAUCCCACGAAAAGGCGGACCGGGAAUCACGCAAUCGGAUCUGCUAGUUGUGAACAAGAUUGAUCUAGCGGAAGCGGUGGGCGCGGAUCUUGGGGUUAUGGAGAGGGAUAGUCGGAGGAUGCGGGAGGGCGGCCCGACGAUUUUUGCAGUGGUGAAGCAUGGGAAGGGGGUGGAUAAUAUUGUGGAUCUGAUAUUGAGUGCUUGGAAGGCGUCGGGGGCUACUCAGGCUCGGAAGGAUAAGUUUGUGCCGGUGGUCAUGGAAUAGCAAGAGCGUGCUUUGGGGGACUGGAUACCUAUUUGGUAGAAGUUUUCUGCCUCAAAGCAUCAACUUAUAACCUCACCCCUCUGGCAAAUGCUUCCUACUCCUUGUGCCGUAGUUGGGGGAGGAUUUCCCCCCUCUAGCUAGUGGCCAUAGCCUCUUCUGACAAUCC
This is a messenger RNA of Lindgomyces ingoldianus, 1087 nucleotides long. RefSeq names its product urease accessory protein ureG. The transcript is spliced from 3 exons. Gene Ontology annotation, molecular function: GTPase activity; nickel cation binding. Bases 136 to 921 code for a protein of 261 amino acids. NCBI's taxonomy places the organism in Eukaryota, Fungi, Ascomycota, Dothideomycetes, Pleosporales, Lindgomycetaceae. The record is from RefSeq and is a predicted model, not a curated record.